AUGGCUCUCUCAUCCCUCCUCACCUUGCUCGUCCUAGCCUCGACUUGCUGGAUCAACGUCAAUGCAAUUUACAGCCAGAACUCCCCCGUCCUUCAACUCAAUGCAAAGACAUAUGACACCCUGAUUGCCAAGUCUAAUCACACAUCUAUCGUCGAGUUUUAUGCGCCUUGGUGCGGACACUGCCAGAAUCUCAAACCUGCCUAUGAGAAAGCUGCAAAGAACCUCGCCGGAUUGGCCAAGGUGGCUGCCAUCGACUGUGAUGAGGAGGCAAACAAACCAUUCUGCGGACAAAUGGGCGUUCAGGGCUUCCCAACAUUAAAAAUCGUUAAACCUGGAAACAAGCCUGGUCGACCCAUAGUUGAAGACUACCAGGGACCGAGAACAGCCAAAGGAAUAGUUGAGGCUGUCAAGGACAAGCUUCCGAAUCAUGUCAGGAGAUUACAAGGCGACGCUUUCCAAAAGUGGCUCAAUGAUCCGGCUUCAUCUGCAAAGGCAAUUGUCUUUACCGACAAAAGCACGACAAGCCCCUUGGUCAAAAGUCUGGCGGUCGAUUUUCUCGGGUCCAUCGCCUUUGCACAAGUCAAAGACAAGGCUACUGCGGAGAAAUACGGUGUUACCAGACUCCCGUCAGUUCAAUUGGUCACUGCCACUGGCGAAGAAUCUAUUACCUACAAUGGAGAGAUCAAUCGAGACUCUUUGCUGAGCUUCUUCAGUCAAGUUGCUCCUCCAAAUCCGGAUCCAGCCCCGAAAGAAGCCAAAGCAGCCAAGUCGAAGAAAUCAAAGUCGACUCCUUCCCCUUCCGCUUCAGCUGGCUUCUCGAGAGCUUCCGAGGCUCACAAAUCCUCUGAUUUUGACGACUUCCUUGCAAGCUCUGGGACUAUUGUGCUGGACGACGACCUUCCCACCGACUCACCUCUGCCCAUUGUUGAUCACGAAGAGAAACCAAUGGUUGUACCUGAUGUGGCUCCUCCAAUUUCUACACUUCCUACUGCUGCCGAAGUAGAGUCUGCCUGCCUUGAUCCAAAGAGCGGCAAUUGUCUUUUGGUGUUGGUCCCAACAGCACUAGGUCCCCCAGUACCAUCACAAGAUGCGACUUCCGCGCUCGCUUCUCUGGCCGAAAUUGCACACAAGUACGACAAACGCAAGGCAAGCAUGAUACCUACUUAUGCCGUGCCAGACGACAACCCCACCUCCACCACGAUAAGACAAGAGCUGGGUCUCAGUCCUGCGGGUACACUUGAAGUGAUUGCCAUAAACAUGAAGAGAGGGUGGUGGAGAAGAUACUCGACUGAGGCAUAUGAUAUACCUGGUCUCGAAAGCUUCAUUGAUGCCAUCAAACUCGGAGAAGGAUCCAAAUCGAAAUUACCACCAUCUUUGGGAGGAGUCGCAUCAGACUCGUCCGGAUCUGAACCGGUCGAAGCUGCUGAGACUGUUGCCGAACCAGAGCCUGAGGCUAGUCCGACCACAGAUCACGACGAACUCUGA
Molecule: messenger RNA, 1485 nt
Organism: Exophiala viscosa
Lineage: Eukaryota; Fungi; Ascomycota; Eurotiomycetes; Chaetothyriales; Herpotrichiellaceae
Product: protein disulfide-isomerase
Exons: 2
Coding region: 1-1485 (494 amino acids)
Biological process (GO): response to endoplasmic reticulum stress
Cellular component (GO): endoplasmic reticulum lumen
Molecular function (GO): protein-disulfide reductase activity
Source: RefSeq, a predicted model, not a curated record